Messenger RNA from Lasiosphaeria miniovina, 694 nucleotides. RefSeq lists its product as uncharacterized. The record is from RefSeq and is a predicted model, not a curated record. Lineage: Eukaryota; Fungi; Ascomycota; Sordariomycetes; Sordariales; Lasiosphaeriaceae. Bases 338 to 601 code for a protein of 87 amino acids. The transcript has a single exon.
GGUUUGCGUCCACAAAGUUGAAGCCUGUGCGGUGGGUUGUCUUGGUUUCGUCUUGAAGAAAGAGUGUUUCAGUGGUAGGGUCGGUAUCAGUGGUACGGUGGAUACCGAAGAAGCACUGGUGCUGGUGGUAAAGCGACCCUAUAUCACGCCUUUCCCCCUCUCUCCUCUCCUUGAUCUCCGUCCUCUUCAUCUCGGACUUGGCCAUCGCCAUCUCGGCCUCGUACUCAUACUCCCCAAAGAGCCUGGGUUCGAGGAUGACGUCGUUAUCUUCGGCAAGCCCAAAUGACAAGAGGGUCCCAUUCCUUCUGGGGCACAAGGUCUUGUUGACGGCAAUGACAUGGAUAUAUGGUUUUGGAUCGUUGCGCCCUUCUUGGUUAUGGCUCGUGACGAGAAGGCUUUUCUCUUCUUCACUGACUUGGUAACGCACUAUGGGUACGUUCUGGCCCCUCUCCCUGUUGAGCCUGCAGAUCUUCACCGCGUGCUCAUUCCGUGGACUGAGAAUGAACAAGGUGCUGUCUUUUGCGAGAUCUUUGGCGGUGAUGAGCGGCGUGUCGCUCAUUUUAACUGGCUGGGACUGAGACCUGUUGAAGCAGCGGGUUGAAGCGUGGAGGUGGCGUCUAGUGCUAUUAUCUGACGAGAUGGGGAGAUGUUGAUUAGCGACGUUGGCUUGAGCUUUGUGAGAUGGUGGAAGAAC